AUGGUAGAGGUGCUGAAAGCUCUAGCUCUUGGACAGUCCUACCCUUGGGACACGAAGGACAGAAUCCAGGCCUGUACGAGGAACCUGGUACAUCAGGACCCCUUCCUAGUAGCCCCUGGACCUCCUUUGCCCCAUGUGGAACAGUAUGAGGUGGUAUGGCCUCGGCGCCUAGCUGCAUCCCGAUCCCGCAGAGCUCUGCCCUCCCACGAGGACCUGUACCCAGAAAGUCUGAGCUAUGCUCUUGGGACCAGAGAGCACAGUUUCACCCUGCACCUUCGGAAGAAUAGGGACCUGCUGAGCAAAGGCUACACAGAGACCUACUCAGCUGCCAAUGGCUCUGAGGUGACGGAGCAGCUGCACGCACAGGACCACUGCCUUUACCAGGGCCAUGUGGAAGAGUACCAGGACUCAGAUGCCAGCCUUAGCACCUGUGCUGGCCUCAGGGGCUUUUUCCGAGUUGGGUCCACUGUCCACUUGAUUGAGCCUCUGGAUGGUGAUGAAGAGGGGCAGCAUGCAGUGUACCAGGCAAAUCAUCUACAACAGAAGGCCGGGACCUGUGGAGUCAGCGAAACCAGUCUGGAUGAGCUGGGGCCUCGGGCCUUAGAAAUCUACAGGUCUCAGCCCCGGAACUGGCUAAUACCCAGAGAAACCCGCUAUGUGGAGUUGUAUGUGGUCACGGACAGCCAAGAGUUCCAGAUGUUGGGGAGCAGAGAAGCUGUGCGCCAGCGAGUGCUGGAGGUUGUAAACCACGUGGACAAGCUUUAUCAGGUACUCAAUGUCCGUGUGGUCCUGGUGGGCCUGGAGAUAUGGAGCAGGGACAAGUUCUACAUCAGCCGCUAUGCCAAUGUUACACUGGAGAACUUCUUGUCUUGGAGGGAACAGAACUUGCGAGGGCACCCACAUGACAACGUGCAACUUAUCACGGGGGUUGAUUUCAUUGGGACCACUGUCGGACUGGCUAAGGUGUCUGCCCUGUGUUCCCGGUACUCAGGAGCUGUGAACCAGGACCACACCACAAACUCCGUUGGUGUAGCAGCUACCAUGGCCCAUGAGCUGGGCCACAAUCUGGGCAUGAGCCAUGAUGAGAACAUUCCAGGCUGCUACUGUCCUGUACCUCUUGACAGUGGUGGCUGCAUCAUGACUGGAAGCUUUGGCUCCAAGUUCCCCAAGAUAUUCAGCAGGUGUAGCCAGGUUGACCUAGAGUCAUUUGUGGCAAAGCCCCAGACAGGCUGCCUGACCAAUGUCCCAGAUGUCAACCGGUUUGUGGGUGGCCCUGUGUGUGGAAACCUAUUUGUGGAGCACGGAGAGGAGUGUGACUGUGGUACACCUCAGGAAUGUAAGAACCCCUGCUGCAAUGCCACCACUUGCCAGCUGGCCAAGGGGGCAGAGUGUGCCUUUGGUGCCUGCUGUCAUGAGUGCAAGGUGAAGCCAGCAGGUGAGCUGUGUCGUCCCAUGAAGGACAACUGUGACCUGGAGGAGUUCUGUGAUGGCCAGAAUCCAGCAUGUCCUGAAGAUGCCUUCCAAGAGAAUGGCACCCCCUGCCCAGGGGGCUACUGCUUUGAUGGGAGCUGCCCCACACUGACACAGCAGUGCCAGAAUCUGUGGGGGCCAGGUGCCCGGGCUGCGUCAGACUCCUGCUUUACCUUUACCAUCCCUUGGGGCUGCAAUGGCAGAAUACUCCCUGGCAGGAUCAACCGAUGUGGGGUGCUGUACUGUGAGGGAGGCCAGAAGCCGCUUGAACGUUCCUCCUGCACUUUCUCCUCCCAGUAUGGAAUUUGCCAUGCUCUCCAAACAGAGAGCAACACUGGCAUCUAUGAGCCAGUACUCCCAGGCACCAAGUGCGAGGAGGGGAAGGUUUGCAUGAACGGACACUGCCAGGGCCUCCGUGUAUAUAGAUCUGAGAGCUGCUCUGCAAAGUGUAACGACCACGGGGUAUGCAACCAUAAGGGGGAGUGCCACUGCCAUGCGGGCUGGGCCCCACCCUACUGUGCAGAGCGGCUGGCAGAAGUACCAGAAAAACAAACAGCAUCUAGGAGCCUCAUAGUCAGUGUAAUCAUGGUCGUGGUGAUCCUAGUGGUUGCAGUGGUCAUCCUGACAAGUCUCAUCUACCGAAAGGCUCCAAGACAAGUCCAGAGGAGGUGUGUGGCACCCAAACCUACCAUAGGGCUCUCGAACCCUCUUUUCUACACGGGGGACAGCAGCCUGCCAGAUAAGAGCAGGCCUCCAGGCCCUCCAGAGAUGGCCUCUACCAACCAGCCCUCAAGACCCACAGUGACACCAAAGAGGCCUCCCCCUGCACCUCCAGGUGCCAUGUCCAGUCCAGCACUCCCAGUUCCAGUUUACGCCCAAAAGCUUGGACCUGUUCCACCCACUAAGCCCCUCCCGAAACCCAAGCAGGUCAAGCCAACCUUUGCACCCCCAACACCACCAGUCAAGCCUGGGACUGGAGUGACUCAGGGAGCUGGUGCGCCAAAGGUUCCUCUGAAGGUCCCCAUUCAGAAGAGGUGAAUGCUUCGGCACCCCAGGGCCAUCAUAGGCUUGUGGAAGUUUGGAGAUACCAGCGCUCCUGCGGACAUGUUUCUUCAGCAACAGCUCCCACUCAAGCUGGACCUGCACACACCAUUUCUACCUCAGGAAUAAUCUCUCUGUGGCUCUUGCUGUCCAGCCGCCCUCCUGAACCCGUGUCCACUGACUGGCCUUGGCCAGCUUAGGCCAUGUCUAUAGUUGCUAUGCUGGGACAGCAUCACCUGCAGUGAGCAUGCUUGUCUUCCGGUGUUGGCAGGAAGCCAAGAGUCCCCUCCCAGCAACCUCUGCACCCGCCCUCACGCAGUGAUUCCCCGCCCCCCCGCCCUCCCAAA
This is a messenger RNA of Psammomys obesus (fat sand rat), 2858 nucleotides long. It is a transcript of the gene Adam8, whose product is annotated as ADAM metallopeptidase domain 8. Bases 1 to 2508 code for a protein of 835 amino acids. NCBI's taxonomy places the organism in Eukaryota, Metazoa, Chordata, Mammalia, Rodentia, Muridae. The record is from RefSeq and is a predicted model, not a curated record. Gene Ontology annotation, biological process: positive regulation of membrane protein ectodomain proteolysis; proteolysis; inflammatory response. The transcript is spliced from 24 exons. Gene Ontology annotation, molecular function: cell adhesion molecule binding; metalloendopeptidase activity.